AUGGCUCUAUCACUAGCUCCCGUCACAUUCGAGCACCAUCGUCCAGCGCUUGGAAUCGCAGAGACCAAGCCUCGCAUUUCGUAUCGCUUUGAAGGAACUGCCGUCGACUGGGAACAAUCCGAAGUUGAUAUCGAGAUCACCCAAGAUGGUGUGCCGAAAGUCUACAAUGUCAAGACACCGGAGUCGGUCCUGAUCUCGUGGCCAGGCCCCGAGCUCAAGAGCAAGGACGCCGCUACUGUGAGAGCUCGCGCGCUUGGUUCGAACAAUCAGUCAUGGUCAGACUGGUCGCAGCCUUCUACGGUCGAAACGGGAUUACUGACAGCGGACGAUUGGCAAGGUGCCUUUCCGAUUGCUGCUGAUCGUGCUACGGAGACGAACGCUACGAAACGCCCCGUUCUGUUCCGGAAGGACUUCAGUGUUAAUUACACCGUUGCGAAGGCAAGGCUUUACAUUACUGCUCUGGGCUUGUAUGUCGCAGAGAUUAAUGGCAAGCGCGUCGGCGACCACGUGCUCGCACCUGGAUGGCAGUCUUACAGCUACCGGCAUGUUUACGACACUUACGAUGUUACCGAUCUGCUGAGGGAAGGCGAGAACACUAUUGGCGCGACGGUUGGCGAGGGAUGGUUCGCCGGCCGGAUCGGGUUCAAUACGCAGAUACCUCGCAAUCUUUGGGGCGACACUCUGGGGCUGCUCGCCUUGCUCUCUGUUACGGAUGAGUCCGGGAAGGAGCAAACGAUCAAGAGCGACCUCACCUGGAGUGCCUCUACGGGUCCGAUCGUGUCUUCGGAGAUUUACGACGGCGAGGUGUACAAUUCUGCUGCGGAAGUCAAAGGAUGGUCCACUUCGAGCUUUGAUGACAGCGACUGGUUAGCCGUCAAGCAAUUGCCGCUACCAGCGGGUGCCUUAGUUCCGUCUGAUGGUGCACCCAUCAAGCCAGUUGAACAAUUGGAGCCUGUCUCUGUGUUCCAGUCCAAGUCUGGAAAGACUAUCAUUGAUUUUGGCCAGAAUCUGGUAGGCUGGCUCAAAGUUACUGUCUCCGGUCCUUCUGGUUCGAACAUUACAUUUCAGCACGUAGAAGUCAUGAACGAUGGCGAGAUCGACACCGUGCCGCUGCGAAGCGCGAAACAGCGCGAUACGUUGAUCCUCUCUGGCAAUGGCACACAGACGUGGGAACCUUCCUUUACCUACCACGGUUUCCGAUACGUCCAGGUGGAUGGCUGGCCCAGCGCAACUCCGCUAGAUGGCAAUUCAGUUGUUGCCCAGGUCGUGCACAGUGAUAUGGAGCGCACUGGGUACUUUGAAAGCUCGCAUGCGCUGCUGAACAGGUUCCAUGAGAACGUCGUCUGGUCUCUGAGGGGCAACUUCCUCGGCGUCCCAACAGACUGCCCUCAGCGAGACGAGCGCCUUGGAUGGACAGGGGAUGCGCACGCAUUCAUGCCAACUGCUAAUUAUCUUUACGAUGCAUCUGGCUUCUGGCGCGGCUGGCUCAAGGAUGCCUGGUCCGAGCAGAAGCGCGGAGAUUAUAUGGUCCCUCCAAUAUACAUUCCGACGGACGAUGUCAACGAUGAUCAGCGCACGCGCGCGCGCAUGCCUGUUUCUGUUUGGGGCGAUGUGGUGGUAGGACACCCAUACCAAUUGUACCAGAACUUCGCGGAUAAAGAUAUGCUCGAAGAACAGUAUGACGCUGCGAAGGCUUGGAUCGACAAAGGAAUCCCACGCAACGAAGUGGGCCUGUGGGACAGAUCAACGUUCCAGUUUGCAGAUUGGCUCGAUCCAAAGGCUCCAGCGGAAGACCCUGGAGCUGCGACCACAGAUAAACACCUUGUUUCGGAUGCAUAUCUCAUUGAGAUGACCCGCCUCUUAUCGAACAUGAGCGCAAUUCUGGGCGAAGACGACCUUGCCGCGCAAUAUGCGACUCAACGCGGAGAUUUGAUCGAAGGGUUCCACAAAGCAUGGAUCGAACCGUACCCCGUCAUUGCGAACGUCACUCAGACAGCGCUCGCUCUGGGUAUAGCUUUUGACAUCUGGGCCCCCAACACUGCUGCUCGCACGGCAGCUGCCGACGCACUUCGCGAAGUCAUCAAGAACAACACUUACCUCGUAGGAACCGGCUUCGCCGGUACUCAGCAGCUUGGUAACGCACUCACCUCCAUCAACGCUACCUCCGAUUUCUACAAGAUGUUGGAACAGACAGAAGUUCCUUCGUGGCUUUACGCCGUCACAAUGAACGGCACCACUACCUGGGAGCGCUGGGACAGCAUGCUGCCGAAUGGAUCCAUCAACACAGGUACAAUGACGAGUUUCAACCACUAUUCGUUUGGCAGCGUUGCAGACUGGAUCCAUAAGAAGAUCGGAGGCAUAGCCCCGGGUUCACCUGGUUGGAAGACUAUUGUGGUUGCCCCAGAGCCAGGAGGUGAUAUCACCAGUGCCAACGCGCAUAUCCUGAGCCCGUACGGUGCCGUGAAUUCGAGCUGGACGGUCGAGGCUGAUGGCUUCCAUUUGAGCGUUACUGUUCCACCCAACAGUAAGGCUGAGGUGACUCUCCCGGGUUCGGGACAGACGACCACUAUAGGCAGUGGAACGAAGACGUUCUUCGUUGAAGGUUACAAGACACCGCAGUAA
This is a messenger RNA of Didymosphaeria variabile, 2622 nucleotides long. RefSeq lists its product as uncharacterized. The coding region runs from base 1 to 2622 and encodes 873 amino acids. The record is from RefSeq and is a predicted model, not a curated record. Lineage: Eukaryota; Fungi; Ascomycota; Dothideomycetes; Pleosporales; Didymosphaeriaceae. Gene Ontology annotation, biological process: carbohydrate metabolic process. The transcript has a single exon.